UGACUUUUGACAGUUCUCGUUUUAAAAGCGCACGUGCGAUUUGUUGACCAACGUUGUCGGUUCAGUUUGGUUGCAAUUUAUAUAGUUUUUUAGGUGUAAAAAGUUGGAAAAGUUGUUAAAAUGAGUGCCAAGAUAAAGCUAAAGGAAGUUUACGAAGUCCAGAACCAGUACAAGGCGUUCUACACCGGCGGCACCGUCCAGUGGUCCCCGAAUGGGCAGGAACUGCUGUGCCAAAACUCGGGUGCCAUCAAUCUGAUCUCCGUCAACGAUGAUUCCUCGGAACCGGUCAUUUUCGGCGCCAAUCCUUCAACAACCGACGACGACGAUGGAAUCGCCGAAGAUUCGGUCUACACAUUCGCGCUGGCCAACGGUGGCGAGCACGUCGUUUCUGCGCAUCGAUCGGGGCUGCUUCGGAUGUGGGACGUCGCGAGCAGGCAGGUUGUCAAGAUGUGGCGCGGGCUGCACCAGGGACCGACGACGCGGUUGGCGUUCAGCGCCGGGGAUCAGCUGGUGGCGAGUGGCGGGACGGACACUACGGUGCGCAUUUGGGACCCGAUGCAGCAGGUUUGCGUGGGGACACUGCGCGGGUGUGUUGGGGUUGUUAGUUUGCUGGUGUUUCAUCCGGACGAGGAGCGGAAGGUUAUUUUGGCGGCCGGGGAUGACGCGAAGAUUUAUGUUUGGAACUACGAGACGCGCGAGUUGGUGAAGACGUUUUCGGGGCACUUUUCUAAGGUGACCGCGGUGUCGUUCUCGAACGAUAGGAAGUUUUUGGUCUCGGCUGGACGGGACAAGAUAUUGGUUCUGUGGGAUUACGAAACGCAGCAGUCGGUAAAGACGAUUCCGGUUUACGAGAGCUUGGAGAGCGUGAUUGUACUUCCUGAUGGUAUUCGGGUGAACGGACAGAAGUUGAAGAAGGGCAAGAUUUAUGCGGCUUGUGCUGGUGAAGAAGGUUUGAUCAAGGUUUGGGAGAUGACCGAGACGGCGAUCGUCUUCAAGCAGAGCAACAGCUUGGUGACCAAAUCCGCGGAAGAAGGUGGCCUUGCCAUCACGGAGAUGCUGCUGAACCGGCAAACGUCGCAAUUGGCCGUGGUCAGUGCCGAUCACAACAUCAUAAUCCACGACCUGGAAACGUUCGACUGCUUCAAGCAGCUGUCCGGGUUCAGCGAUGAAAUUCUGGAUUUGAUCCUGUUUGGAAAGAAGGAUCGCUUCCUCGGAAUGGCCACCAACAGCAAUGAUUUCAAAGUGUACGACACCACGACCAUGAACUGCCAGCUGGUUAAAGGCCACACCGACAUCGUUCUGUCCCUUUCGGCCAACGAUCAGUUCAUGCUUUCGUCUUCAAAGGACAACUCGAUCCGUUUGUGGCAGUACAACGCGACCAAGUUUGAGAUUCACUGCGUGGCGAUUGGGCUGAAGCACACCAACGCCGUCGGAAGCGUUUCGUUGAGCAAGAUAUCCGGCAAAUUUUGCGCCAGCGUCAGUCAGGAUCGCUGCUUGAAGGUUUGGAAGAUCCCGAAAGAGUUCAACCAAACAACCGACGAGAAGGAACUAACCCGUCUGAACUGCACUCUGACAGAGUUGGCCCACGAGAAGGACAUCAACUGCGUGAGCAUUUCCCCGAACGACCGUCUGCUGGCAACCGGUUCGCAAGACAAAACCGCCAAGCUAUGGGACGUGAGCAACCUCAGUCUGGUGGGCGUAUUCCGAGGUCAUAAGCGAGGAAUUUGGGCGGUUCGAUUCUCGCCCAUCGAUCAGAUUCUCCUAACAAACGCGGCGGAUUGUUCCAUCAAGCUGUGGUCGUUGACGGACAUGACCUGCCUGAAGUCCCUCGAAGGUCACGAAAGUUCCGUGCUGCGCGUCGAGUUCCUCUCCAACGGAAUGCAACUCAUCUCAGCUGGAGCGGACGGACUGCUGAAACUUUGGUCCAUCAAGAGUUCCGAGUGCAUUCAAACACUGGACAAGCACGAGAGCCGCAUCUGGGCGCUUUGCGUGACCGAGGACGAGACCGUAUUCUACAGUGGCGGUUCCGACUCGCAGCUCAUCAAGUGGAAGGACGUAACGGACGAAAAGCGCGACCGAGAAAUGACCGAGCGCAAGGACAUGCUCCUCCAAGAGCAGGAACUCAACAAUCUCGUCAACGACAAAAAGCUCCUGAAAGCGCUCCGUCUCUCCCUCAACCUGAACCGACCCCUAAUGACGCUCAAGAUCAUCAACGCCGUCAUAAAAGCCCAAGAGCAAGGACUCCCCGAAACCGUCCAAAAGCUCUCCAAUGACCACAAGGAAACCCUGCUGAAGCACGCCAUCGAGUGGAACACCAACAGCCGAAACUGCCGGCCAGCCCAGCUCGUACUCAACAUUCUGCUCCAGGAGAUCCUCGCCGGUGCCUUCCAAGUGUCCGAGCUGAACAAGCACCUGACGGCGGCUCUGCCCUACACCGAGCGGCACUUUGCCCGCAUGACCGAGUACGCCAAGGACCUCAAAUUUAUCGAGUACACACUGCAGUGUAUGCAACCCCACGCGGCACGAGCCACCAAUAAAUCCUAAUCGUAAGGAAAACUCUCGUCGUACAAAGUAA
This is a messenger RNA of Culex quinquefasciatus (southern house mosquito), 2575 nucleotides long. Its product is annotated as transducin beta-like protein 3. Gene Ontology annotation, molecular function: protein binding; U3 snoRNA binding. Gene Ontology annotation, biological process: endonucleolytic cleavage in 5'-ETS of tricistronic rRNA transcript (SSU-rRNA, 5.8S rRNA, LSU-rRNA); endonucleolytic cleavage to generate mature 5'-end of SSU-rRNA from (SSU-rRNA, 5.8S rRNA, LSU-rRNA). The coding region runs from base 121 to 2544 and encodes 807 amino acids. The record is from RefSeq and is a predicted model, not a curated record. The transcript is spliced from 2 exons. Gene Ontology annotation, cellular component: 90S preribosome; nucleolus; small-subunit processome. NCBI's taxonomy places the organism in Eukaryota, Metazoa, Arthropoda, Insecta, Diptera, Culicidae.